GAUUUCGGUACCCUUCUUCCUCACCUCUUCAAUGGCAGCGCAAAAGCCUGGCUCAACGAUGAGAUUGUCAACCAAUACCUCAUCACCAUCACAAAGAUUCUCAACGACGAAUGUGGCUUCGUCUACAAGCGUGGAGGCCCAGCUCCUCCCUACCACGCUUUCUCAUCACACUGGUACACCUCGAUCAAGGGCGGGGUGAAGAAGGUGGAGCGGUGGGCCAGCAGGGCCGGCCUUGGAGGAAUUCAAUUCCUCGACGCCAAGGUCGUGCUGUUUCCGGUGUGCGACGGAUCGCACUGGCGCCUGCUGGCCGUAAAGCCGCAAGACCGCACCAUCGAGUACUUCGACUCGUUGGGGUGGGAGGGGGGGAGGUACGUCGCCAAGCUGGGCGAGUACCUCCAGCACGAGCUGGGGGAGGGGUGGAGGGGGGAGGAGUGGACGGUGGCCCCCGUCCAGCGCAGCGCCCGCCAGCUCAACGGGAGCGAUUGUGGAGUCUUCGCACUCCUCAAUGCGGUGGCGGUCGUGCGUGGGGCGGGGGCGGAGGGGGUGGUUGCCUACAAUGGCAUGGAGGAGGCCAGGGAGAGACUGGCCAUGACCAUCAUCACCGGGGAGGCUCAGGAGCUGGAGUAG
Messenger RNA from Boeremia exigua, 627 nucleotides. RefSeq lists its product as uncharacterized. Gene Ontology annotation, biological process: protein desumoylation. The transcript has a single exon. Lineage: Eukaryota; Fungi; Ascomycota; Dothideomycetes; Pleosporales; Didymellaceae. The record is from RefSeq and is a predicted model, not a curated record. The annotation marks the transcript as partial. Gene Ontology annotation, cellular component: nucleus. Gene Ontology annotation, molecular function: deSUMOylase activity.